Molecule: messenger RNA, 456 nt
Organism: Penicilliopsis zonata CBS 506.65
Lineage: Eukaryota; Fungi; Ascomycota; Eurotiomycetes; Eurotiales; Aspergillaceae
Exons: 3
Coding region: 1-456 (151 amino acids)
Biological process (GO): translation
Cellular component (GO): cytosolic small ribosomal subunit; ribosome
Molecular function (GO): structural constituent of ribosome
Source: RefSeq, a predicted model, not a curated record
AUGUCGGACGGAGAAGAGACCAUUUCCAACCCCCCCGUCGCCGCCGCCGAUGAGGUCGAAGUUUCCGCCGAUGCGGGCGCUGGCGGCCAGAUGUCCGUCCUGGAUGCUCUGAAGGGUGUCCUGCGCAUCUCGCUGAUCCACGACGGUCUGGCGCGCGGCCUGCGCGAGGCGGCCAAGGCGCUCGACCGCCGCCAGGCGCACAUGUGCGUCCUCAACGAGGGCUGCGAGGAGGAGGCCUACAAGAAGCUUGUUGUUGCCCUUUGCUCCGAGCACAAGAUCCCUCUCAUCAAGGUUCCUGAUGGAAAGAUGCUGGGCGAGUGGGUUGGUCUGUGCCAGCUCGACCGCGAGGGUAACGCCCGCAAGGUUGUCAACUGCUCUUGCGUCGUUGUCAAGGACUGGGGUGAGGAGUCACAGGAGCGCUCCGUCCUCCUCAACUACUUCCAGACUGAGCAGUAA